CUGCUCUCCUCUGCUAAAUUUACAGCGAACCAGCCCCUGUCGCAAAUCCCUGUAUCGAUCAUUUCUAGAGCACAAGCCACAGCCAAUUGGUCCCUGGCCGCUAAGAAAGGUACAGCCGCGCUUGCAACCGUCGCCAGUUAAUUUCCUUAGACGCCCGCGUUGUGUGGGCGCCAACCGAGCAACGACAUCCAACCGAUUGGUUUCGCAUCUAGACGUUUCAUACUAUUUUUUUCUUCUCUUGUUCUAUCUUGAUAAUCCUGGUAAUAGUUUAUUGCAAGCAUUAUUUUGAGGAUUCCAGACCUACUAUAUCCUUGUUUUCGCUUUGAAUUGACUGUCCCGUCUCUGUGGAUAGCCAACCACCGCUGGGCUGUGAGUCUCGACCCAGACGCGUUGCCUGAGCUAUUGACAUGAUGCUCUUUGACCAUCCAGGCGGCUAUCAAGAUCCCAGUUUCGCAACGUUUCUCUUUCGUGGGAAACAUCUAUUCUCAACCUGGGAUCCUUACCCUUGCCCUGAGCUAUAGGGAUCAUGUUCUAUUGAGUGGUUCUUGGGACAAGUCUGUGCCCCCUUGAGCGCUUCCCCAGACGACGCUGCGACGAACAUGAUCUUGGUGCUCUUGUUUCUAUGCCCACUUCUCAGUCUAAACGCGCCAUAGUGGCUGUAUUAUGCCCAUGUAUGAGCUGCCGCGAUCAGAUAUGCGCGAUACGAUGAGAUGAACUAGCUGAUGCUACGCCAAGCUCCGCGCCAUCUCAACAAUGACAUGCUCUUAGCCGCGCCUCGUCUUUCUCCCCUGUCCUGUCCUGUCCUGAUCGUGCCUUGCAUGCCUGCAUCUUUCUCUUCUUCCCGUCUGCGUUUCGACUCCAUCUGUACGAGGCCAGUUUCCUGGACCGCAAUAUGCUGCCUAACGAUAGGUCCUGGGGUUACCAGGGGAUAUACAAUGCCUCACAUCCCCCGUCCCAGAUCUCAUGUUUCUCUCCAGACUAAAAGAACAAAGUGUUUCGUCCUUCGGGUGCCUGCUUGUCAUCUCUGCUUGAUUGCCGUGCAUUACUUGUGUCUGUCUACCUCACUUGAGUCCUACGAAACACCCCCCACUUGCUUGUGUUCUUGAUUGUCCCUAUCUCGUGCAAUCUCUUCAUUACCACUCGUCCUCCCAUCCGAUCCAAGCUAUACAAUCCGUUCGCUGUCGUGAUCUCUUGGUUGUCAGAGCCUCUGACGAUAAGCUCCUGCGCUCUCGGAUCACAAUUGACACGCAUCACCUGUUUUGUUGUUCGUGAUUCACGAACACCAAGAUGCUGAACUAGAGCAAGCGGUAUACAACCUCUCUCUUUUUUUCCCUUUGUCACCUCUCUCUUCUUCUUCUUCUUCUUCUUCUUCUUCUUCUCUCUUCUCUCUUCUCUUUUUCAUUGAACAAAUACUUUUGUUUCUUUCCUUGUGUUCCCCUCUUUCACUUGAGGUUCAGCAGGACUGACCAAAUUAUCAACACUUUACCUGCGCCGGCGCUCGCUCAGUCUUUCAACAACAUACACUACAACCAAAGUCAGACAGACCACAAUCACCAUUGAUUGCAGAGGUUUAAGGCUCCUUCAUUGACAGUUUGAAGUGUUCGUUAUUGUGUUCGCCAGCUGUCAACCAGUUAACACCACACAAAGCCCUAUUCACUGUUCGCUCGCACACAACAAUUGUUCCCUUUUCAUCAACAAUAACAAUAUCAUCUGCGAAAUUCCAUAGUGACGGGCUUUGACUCUCUUCCGCUCCUUGGUGCAUAAAACGCGACGCAUUCAUUCUCCUCCUCGAAGUUCACUCCUCGUCAACUCUCCUUUCGAAAUAUCAUUUCAAUUUUAUUUCAACACAAGAAAAACAACGACCAACUCGCAAACUGUGGCAACAAAAACCCAUUAAAAACUUUACGAAACAUCAGUAUUCAGAAUGAAAUUCUUCCAUGCCUCUGGCCUCGCUCUUGCGAGUACAACGCUCAUCUCUCCAGCCCUGGCACACUCCUGGGUUGAGUAUGCCUUCAAGCUCGCUCGAAAUGGCACAAUGUUUGGGAAUAUAGGAUAUCCUCGUGGAUAUGUGCCUCGUGACUCUACGAAUCCUCCAUUCACCGACACAAUUCCCCAGAACAUUCUCCCCCAGGCAGGCCAGCCCGCUUACUCUGGUGAAGAAAUCCUCAACAAGUUCCCUCUUGAGAAAAAGCCUCAAUUUCCCAUGCUCGAGGCUGCCCCUGGCGAUUACAUUGCUAUUAUGCAUCUUGAGAAUGGUCACACUACCCUUCCUCACAACCAGCCCAACAAGCCCAGAAACCGCGGCACUAUCUAUUUCUAUGGCACCACUCAGCCCAAAGAACAGGAGAAGCUCUUCGACGUUCAUCUCCUCUGGAACAAGCAAGGCACAGGCGGUGAUAAGCGCGGCAAGCUCCUCGCCACGCGCAACUACGACGAUGGCCAGUGUUAUCAGCCAAACCCUGGUGAACUCAGCACUGAGCGCUCUAGCGAGCUCGCUCCUCAAGGCGCUCUCCCCACCAAGGAACUGGCCUGCCAGUCCGACAUCAAGCUGCCCGACAACCUCAAGACUGGCGACAUCUACACCAUCUACUGGUACUGGGACUGGCCCGACCUGAACAAGGACAAGAUUGAUAUGGAGGCCACCAAGAAUGGCAAAUUCCCUUGGGCUGGUACGUUUAUGCGUGGUGAGAAGGAUCCCAAUGGCUUCACCAUGGAUGCUAUCGCCCGCAACGAGAGUUACUCGAGUGUUAUCGACAUCAAGAUUACUGGACCUGACGCCGAGCCAUUCGCUGCCAAGAACCUACAAACUCUCGAAUGGGUCGACAACCAGAACAUUUACUCUGCUGGUAUCGAGGAUCAGAUGAAGUCUAACUUCCAGGUUGACAUUGAUGGCAACAAGGGUGAUGAUACUAUUCCUUCGUCAAUUGCCAAGCCUACCGCUACUGCGCCCGUUGGUGGAGGCGCUGGCAAUGGUGAUGGCGUCGCUACAGUUACCGUCACAGCGACUGUCAAGCCUUCUCCCAUUAUCAGUACUGUCUAUGUUACCAUGCCCGCUGAGUCCCUUGCUGUGCCCAAGCCUGAGCCUACAGAGGCAGGACCCAGCACCAAGACUAUCACAACAACAGCUUUUGUCACCCGAAGCAAGACUUCCCAUCCAUCCGAUGCUGUACCUACACCACCAACUGCUUCGACUGUCUACGAGACUCUCUACACCACCCGACCCAAGGAACAACCUACUGGUGGUGACCAGCAGCAACAACCUCAGCCCUCCACAGUCAUCAAGACCAUCGUAACACACAUCAACACACCAACCUCCUCGGGGGAAGCCAACACUCCUCCCCAACACACAAUGCCUGGCGGCGAGUUCCGCGAGGAUCCUUCUUCCGCCAGCAGUGGCGCUCCCUCUCAAACACAGAGCGAUGGUCCUCCCAUUCCCACACCAUUCCUCCGCCGCCGCCAAAACUGGGUGUUUGGUAGCUUUUAGGUUACUCAAUAACCCCACUCCUUGACAUAUAUUAUUAUACUGUCAAGGUUCACCAUCCUUCCUUCGUCUCUCAAGUAUAUAUAGACGGCUUCGUGUUCCUCAUCUCCGGGAGAUGCAGGUAUAGGGUUUUAAACACAGCAAAAAGGGGCGCCGGUCGCAUUUCACGGCGUUGGAUAUAUAGAUACCAAUCUGAUUUUACGCGCCUCUCACCUCCCCCUUUUCUCUCAGUGUCUAUGGGCGUUCGAGAAAGGGGAGAAUGAGAAGGUAGGCCAAUUUCUUUCGGCAUGUACACAUGAUUUAAUGCAGCGUUAUGAUUUUGCUUUUGGUUGGGUGCUUUGCCGGUGGGCGAUGGGUACGUGGGAAUCUAAGGAAUCAAAGUUUAAGAUAAAAAUUCCAUAACAGUUCGCAUCGA
Messenger RNA from Fusarium odoratissimum NRRL 54006, 3896 nucleotides. RefSeq lists its product as uncharacterized. The coding region runs from base 1925 to 3484 and encodes 519 amino acids. Lineage: Eukaryota; Fungi; Ascomycota; Sordariomycetes; Hypocreales; Nectriaceae. The record is from RefSeq and is a predicted model, not a curated record. The transcript is spliced from 2 exons.